Molecule: messenger RNA, 306 nt
Organism: Bipolaris maydis ATCC 48331
Lineage: Eukaryota; Fungi; Ascomycota; Dothideomycetes; Pleosporales; Pleosporaceae
Source: RefSeq, a predicted model, not a curated record
AUGUCAGCAGACUUGCACGGACUCGUCAUUCGCCGUGACAUGGUUCGUCGCGAGGUUGAAGGCUCGCCCAUCCGUGAGUCACAUGUCCCAGAGUCACCUUAUAUCCGUCCCAUGGAGUACCACGAGGAAGAGGACCUCACCAUGAAGCGCAAGCGUGGUGCCUAUGACUCCGGAGUCCCUGAACGCGACAAUGACGAGAUGCGCUUAGAGAACAACCGUCUGCAACAAGAGAUCGAGAAGAAGGACUCGCUGAUAAACCAACUGGAGAAAACUAUCAUUGAAUUACAACAGCAGAAUCGAAAGUAA